Messenger RNA from Scedosporium apiospermum, 3135 nucleotides. RefSeq lists its product as uncharacterized. The coding region runs from base 1 to 3135 and encodes 1044 amino acids. Gene Ontology annotation, molecular function: protein binding; snoRNA binding. Gene Ontology annotation, cellular component: Pwp2p-containing subcomplex of 90S preribosome; small-subunit processome. Lineage: Eukaryota; Fungi; Ascomycota; Sordariomycetes; Microascales; Microascaceae. The transcript is spliced from 6 exons. The record is from RefSeq and is a predicted model, not a curated record. Gene Ontology annotation, biological process: maturation of SSU-rRNA; mRNA processing.
AUGGUUAAAUCAUAUUUAAAAUACGAGUAUUCCAAGUCCUUCGGUAUCGUCGCCUCGAGCACCUCGAACAUUGUCUGGACCCCGAACCAAAGAGCGGGAACCGGAGCUGGUCAGGCUCUCGUUGCUGCGAACGAGCAGGUACUAUGUUGGGACAUCAAGAAGGGUGAACUCGUCAGCCGUUGGAGGGACGACCGAUGUUCCGCUCCCGUGACCGCUAUUGCGAGGAGUAAGGCCGACCCCGACAUCUUUGCCGUCGGAUACGAAGAUGGCAGCAUUCGCCUCUGGGACAGCAAGAUUGCCGCCACCAUCGUCAGCUUCAAUGGCCACCGCUCCGCCGUUACCGUCCUCACCUUCGACAAAUCCGGCGCCCGCCUAGCGAGCGGUUCCAAGGAUACCGACAUCAUCAUAUGGGAUCUCGUCGCCGAGGUUGGUCAGGUAAAGCUGCGCGGGCACAAGGACCAGGUUACUGGUGUGCGCUUUGUCGAGCCUGAUCCUGUUGUUCGCGACGAUGAGGACCCAGAAGCGAUGGUGGUGGAUACCGAGACCGAGGCUGAAGGCUUUCUCCUCACUACCGGAAAGGACUCCCUGAUUAAACUGUGGGACUUGUCGUCAAGGCAUUGCAUCGAGACUCACAUUGCGCAAUCAAACGGAGAGUGCUGGGCCUUGGGCCUUUCUCCCGACUACAGCGGCUGCGUCACGGCUGGUAACGGAGGUGAGCUCAAGGUCUGGUCUCUAGAUACGUUAUCCCUAGCCGCGUCUGCCCAGCGAGUCGACUUGACGCAGCCCACAAAGUUUCUCCAGGACCGCGGCACACUCACCCGGAAAUCCAACGACCGAGCCACCGAAAUUGUCUUCCAUCCCCGCCGCGACUACUUCGCCGUCCACGGUCCCGAAAAGGCCGUCGAAAUUUGGCGGAUAAGGUCCGAGAACGAAAUCAAAAAGGUGUUAGCCCGUAAGCGCAGAAGGAGGAGGGAGAAGCUGGAUAAGAAGGCCAACGGCGAUGCGGACGUUGAGGGUGCCGAGGACGCCGAGGAUAUAUCUAGCGCAACCGUAGCGGACGUUUUCGUACACUACGUGACUGUUCGCACGAGUGGAAAGGUUCGUUCGGUGGACUGGGCCGUCAACACUGGUGUCAAGGACCUCCAAGUGCUCAUCGGCACGACCAAUAACCAGGUCGAGCUUUACAACAUUCCGCCCAAGGAUAAAUCAUCCAAGUCGAAAGAUGAGGUUCCCGACUACACGAGGUCACUGGCAGUCGAGCUCCCGGGUCACAGGGCCGACGUUCGGGCCUUGUCGUUGAGCUCUGAUGACAAAAUGCUAGCGUCGGCAGCUAACGGAAGCCUAAAGAUCUGGAAUAUCAAAACGCAGAUGUGUAUUCGCACAUUUGAGUGUGGCUACGCCUUGUGCUGUGCUUUUCUCCCCGGAGACAAGGUUGUCGUUGUGGGAACCAAAGCUGGUGAGCUGCAACUAUUCGAUGUCGCCUCGGCGAGCCUGUUGGAUAGUGUCACGGCCCAUGACGGAGCCGUCUGGUCGCUCCAGGUCCACCCCGAUGGUCGGUCGAUGGCAUCCGGCAGCGCUGAUAAGACGGUCAAGUUCUGGAACUUCCAGAUCGUCCAAGAGACCAUUUUGGGCACCAGCCGCACGACGCCGCGACUGAAACUCGCCCAGUCAAAGAUUCUCAAACUCUCGGAUGAUGUUUUGAGCAUUAGGUUCUCACCGGAUGCUCGGCUCAUUGCUGUGGCCCUUCUCGAUAACACUGUGAAGGUCUUCUUUGUCGACACGCUUAAACUAUACCUCAACCUCUAUGGCCAUAAACUUCCUGUUCUAAGUAUGGAUAUUUCAUACGAUAGUAAGUUGAUAGUGACGAGUUCAGCCGACAAGAACAUCAGGAUAUGGGGAUUAGACUUUGGUGAUUGCCACAAGGCCUUGUUUGGACAUCAGGACAGUAUCCUCCAAGUUGCGUUUGUGCCGCAUAACUCGGACGGCAAUGGGCACCAUUUCUUCAGCAGCAGCAAGGACCGUACCAUAAAAUACUGGGACGGCGACAAGUUUGAGCAGAUUCAAAGGCUAGACGGCCACCACGGCGAGGUGUGGGCGCUGGCGGUGGGCCACAGCGGCACGUUCCUGGUCAGCGCCGGCCACGACAAGGGCAUGAUUGUCUGGGACGAGACGGAAGAGCAGAUCUUCCUGGAGGAAGAGAGGGAGAAGGAAAUAGAAGAACUCUACGAGAGCACGCUCACGGCUUCGCUGGAAAAGGACGACGACGCCCAGGACCAGCAGGCCGAGACGGCGGCGGCCGGCAAGCAGACCGUCGAAACGCUAAUGGCAGGAGAGCGAAUCGUCGAGGCCCUCGAGAUGGGCAUGGCGGAUCUCAACCUGCUCAAGGAGUGGGAAGACGAAAAGCAGACGAACCCCAAGGCGCCCGCGCCCCAGCGAAACAUUGUAUACAUGGCGCUGGGCAACAUCAGCGCCGAGGCCCACGUCAUGAGCGUUCUCCAGAAGAUUAAAGCGGCGGCACUCCAUGACGCACUCCUCGUCCUUCCUUUCUCUAUGGUCCCCGCCCUCUUUACCUUUAUCAACAUUUUCGCCAUGCGAUCUAUGAACAUCCCCCUUACUUGCCGCAUCCUCUUCUUCAUGCUCAAAACUCACCAUCGCCAGAUCGUCGCGAACCGCACCAUGAGGACCAUGCUCGAGGGCAUCCGUGCAAAUCUUAGGGCGGCGCUGAAGCGGAACAAGGAUGAGAUGGGUUACAAUGUGGCGGCGCUCAAGAUUAUGGGUAUGCAGAUACAGGAGAAUAGUGUUAAGGAGUACGUGGAUGAGAACUGGGAUGCUGGGGAGGAGAAUAUCCCCGCCAUGGGAUCUCUCAAGCUCAUCGAUGAGGUCACGGUGGAGCUCAAGAAUGAUAUCCAGAUCAGGGGUACUCUGAAGAGCGUGGAUCAGUAUCUGAAUAUCAAGCUUGAUGAUAUUUCGGUGGUGAAUGAGCUGUUGUAUCCUCACCUGAGCUCUGUGAAGAACGUCUUCAUCCGUGGCUCUGUCGUCAGAUACGUCCACCUCCCUCCCAACGCCGUCGAUAUUCCCCUUCUAGAAGAUGCUACAAGGAGAGAGGCUGCUGCGCAGCAAGCAAAAGCAAAAUGA